GGUGUUAGACUGAGUAACAAACAUGAAUAUCUCCAGGGUUCUGUUUGCGGUGGUCCUGGUACUAACUGUUUCCACCUAUGAAUGCAGGCCACGUGGGCGUAUUCUAGGUGGGCAAGAUUCAAAGGAAAAAACCUGGCCUUUUAUGGCAUCUAUUCAGAAGAAUGAGGUCCACCAAUGUGGGGGGGUCCUUAUUUCUGAUAAAUGGGUGCUGAGUGCAGCACACUGUGCUACUGACAGCAAUAAUUCAUCACUGCAUGUGAUGCUUGGCGCCAUCUCUCUCACCAAACCAGAGCAAUACAAAAUAGUUUUAAAGGUGGAAAGGGAGAUCCCUCACCCUCUGUACAAUUCUACCAAAAAGCAUCAUGAUCUUCUCCUGCUAGAGCUAUCUGAAAAAGUAACAUUAAGCGAAGCUGUGAAGCCCCUGCCUUUUGAAACUGAAAAUAUUGACAUCCCUGAUGGAAAACGAUGCCUAGUCGCAGGUUGGGGACAGAUGAAAUCAACUGGAAAGAAGCCAGACACUUUGCAAGAAUUAUGGAUCCCCGUGAUUAGCAGGGAUGUCUGUAAUCGCCGGAACUACUAUGAUAAUGAAAUUACCCCAAAUAUGAUAUGUGCUAUAGAAGCCAAGAAGGACUCAUGUGAGGGAGACUCCGGGGGACCUCUAGUAUGUGAUGGAAUAGCAGUGGCUAUUGUACAGGGCGGAUAUCGUAGAUGUGGCCUAUCGAAGAAGCCAGGCAUCUACACACUCAUUGCACCUUACAAAUCCUGGAUAAUGGAAACCAUGUAUAAUGCUACUCUACUCCCAUCCCCUUUGUGAAACCAUAAGUGGUAAGCCUGUAGCAACACGAUAAUCUUCUAAUAAAUGAUGCACUGCUUCCAGCAGUUAAUUCUGUAAAGGAGAUCAAAAGUUUUUUCAUUUGUUUCUCAAAACAAAGUGUAAUGUAUGGCACAAUAAAAUCCUUUUGCAAAAA
Molecule: messenger RNA, 968 nt
Organism: Xenopus laevis (African clawed frog)
Lineage: Eukaryota; Metazoa; Chordata; Amphibia; Anura; Pipidae
Gene: cfd.L
Product: complement factor D L homeolog
Exons: 5
Coding region: 23-814 (263 amino acids)
Biological process (GO): proteolysis
Cellular component (GO): extracellular region
Molecular function (GO): serine-type endopeptidase activity
Source: RefSeq, marked provisional